AUGGAUGAGAUAACUGUUGAAACAAAAAUUGGUUCUAUAAAGGGAGAGGUACACGUGAGGACAAUCGAGCCGUUUGGAGAUCCUCUUCGUGUACGACAAUUUCUCGGAGUACCUUAUGCCGAGCCACCUAUAGGUGCUCUUCGUUUUGAGAAACCUAAAAUGAAACAUAAAAUGAAUGAAGUGUAUGAUGCCACAAAAUAUGGACCCUCGUGUUUACAGAUGCAUAUGGAUUUUUUAGGUGAGCGGAAACCAGCAUCAGAAACUGGUUUACCGGAGUCAUCUAACGACUGCCUCGUGUUAAAUAUCUUUUCCACUCCGGAUAAUCUAGACGGUAAUACGUUCGGUGGAGACCCUAAUAAAGUGACAUUAUUUGGAGGUUCGGCAGGCGGGGCAAGUGUGAUAUUCCAAGCAAUGUAUCCAGGAAAUAAAGGACUGAUUAAGAGAAUUAUCCCCCAGAGUGGGAGCGUAACAUGCCCAUGGGUUUAUCAGCGAGAUUCAUUACAAAAUGCCAAACGUAUAGCUAAUCUAGUAGGAUGUCCAACUGACGUAGAAACCUUCCAACUUGCAUCUUGUCUAAGAAAAUAUUCCCGAUGA
Molecule: messenger RNA, 594 nt
Organism: Ruditapes philippinarum (Manila clam)
Lineage: Eukaryota; Metazoa; Mollusca; Bivalvia; Venerida; Veneridae
Product: pyrethroid hydrolase Ces2a-like
Exons: 2
Coding region: 1-594 (197 amino acids)
Biological process (GO): presynaptic membrane assembly; neuron cell-cell adhesion; synaptic vesicle endocytosis
Cellular component (GO): postsynaptic specialization membrane; synapse; cell surface
Molecular function (GO): sterol ester esterase activity; signaling receptor activity; neurexin family protein binding
Source: RefSeq, a predicted model, not a curated record